GGAGGAAGUGAAGCGUAAUUUGAGGAAGAUGGAUGAGUCCGGAGGGCGACACCCCCAGCCCGCCCGCCCGCCCGCCCGCCCCCUCCCUCCUUAUGAGAGAGGGAGCGCGGCGCCGGAGCCUCACUGCGCUGAGCCCGCGCCCCGCCGCCACCUCGGCCCGGGAGCCAGAGCGAGCCCUGCGUGUCCGCGCGGGAGCCCGAGCCGCGGGGCGCACGGCGGCGCCCGGAGGGGAACGCCCCGGGGUGGCCGCAGCUCCCGGCGCCAUGCAGAGAGCCGGAGGCGGCGGCGCCCCCGGGGGCAGCGGCGGGGGCGGCGGCGGGGCCCCGGGCACUGCCUUCUCCAUCGACUCCCUGAUCGGGCCGCCGCCACCACGCUCCGGCCACUUGCUCUACACCGGCUACCCCAUGUUCAUGCCCUACCGGCCGCUCGUGCUGCCGCAGGCGCUGGCCCCCGCGCCGCUGCCCGCCGGCCUCCCGCCCCUCGCCCCGCUGGCCUCCUUCGCGGGCCGCCUGACCAACACCUUCUGCGCGGGGCUGGGCCAGGCGGUGCCCUCCAUGGUGGCGCUGACCACCGCGCUGCCCAGCUUCGCGGAGCCGCCCGACGCCUUCUACGGGUCCCCGGAGCUCGCCGCCGCGGCCGCCGCCGCCACUGCCUCGCGAAGCAACCCGGAGCCGGGCGGCCGACGCGCCGAGGGCGGGCUGGACGCCGACGAGCUGCUGCCCGCCCGGGAGAAAGUGGCGGAGCCCCCGCCGCCCCCGCCUGCGCACUUCUCAGAGACUUUCCCAAGUCUGCCGGCAGAGGGGAAGGUGUACAGCUCAGAUGAGGAGAAGCUGGAGGCCCCAGCAGGAGACCCAGCGGGCAGCGAACAGGAGGAAGAGGGCUCGGGCGGUGACAGCGAGGACGACAGUUUCCUGGACAGUUCUGCAGGGGGGCCAGGGGCUCUUCUGGGACCUAAACCGAAGCUAAAGGGAAACCUGGGGACUGGAGCUGAGGAAGGGGCACCAGUGGCCACAGGGGUCACAGCUCCUGGGGGGAAAAGCCGAAGGCGCCGCACAGCCUUUACCAGUGAGCAGCUUUUGGAGUUGGAGAAGGAAUUUCAUUGCAAGAAAUACCUGAGCUUGACAGAGCGCUCCCAGAUCGCCCACGCCCUCAAGCUCAGUGAGGUGCAGGUCAAGAUCUGGUUUCAGAAUCGCCGGGCCAAGUGGAAGCGCAUCAAAGCCGGCAAUGUGAGCAGCCGUUCUGGGGAGCCUGUAAGAAACCCCAAGAUCGUCGUGCCCAUCCCUGUGCAUGUCAAUAGGUUUGCUGUGCGCAGCCAGCACCAACAAAUGGAGCAGGGGGCCCGACCCUGACUGUGCUCCCAAAGACUGGA
Messenger RNA from Castor canadensis (American beaver), 1369 nucleotides. RefSeq names its product gastrulation brain homeobox 1 (gene Gbx1). The record is from RefSeq and is a predicted model, not a curated record. Gene Ontology annotation, molecular function: DNA-binding transcription factor activity, RNA polymerase II-specific; RNA polymerase II transcription regulatory region sequence-specific DNA binding. NCBI's taxonomy places the organism in Eukaryota, Metazoa, Chordata, Mammalia, Rodentia, Castoridae. Gene Ontology annotation, cellular component: nucleus. Gene Ontology annotation, biological process: regulation of transcription by RNA polymerase II; regulation of nervous system development.